Caenorhabditis auriculariae is the source of this 7596-nucleotide messenger RNA. Lineage: Eukaryota; Metazoa; Nematoda; Chromadorea; Rhabditida; Rhabditidae. The record is from the annotation of a GenBank genome assembly.
AUGGAGGCGUCGUCGCUGAACGACAGCGAUGUCGACCCGGACUGCAUCUACGUGCCGCAGAUUUUCUUGGUAAUUUUCAGAAAAUCUUUGAAAAGUCUAUGACGCAUUUGGAAUGGCUUUUGAUAGCUUUUUCGAAAGAAAUUUUUUUAAAAAAAUUAAAAAUAAAAUUUUUAUGCGCGUUUUGAAAAUUUCAAAAAGACCGCCAUGAGACCAUCAGAAUGGCUCAAAGCGCGGUUGAGAAACUUUAAUAUUACUUUUUCUCGAUUUUUCUGAUGUCUUCGCGCGCAAGUCGUUUCGUGGUCGGGCGCAGUUAAAAAAUAAAUUUUCAGUAGCCGUGAUGUGUUGAGCUAUUACUCAUGCAACUUAAAAAUCCUUUUUUUUUCGAUUUUCUGGGGAUCUUGAAAAGGUAGUAGGUAUUGAACAUUACAGAGCUUUGAGGUUUUUUUGAAAGCUUGGUUAUUUUUCUUAGAAAACGAGCGAUUCUGAUCUCUAGAAGCACUAGGACGAAACAAUUAUUGUUUCAAAAAACCCCAGAAAAAAAUAUUCGAAAAAAAUUCAAACAGCUUUUCAUAAAAAUUUCAUUACCCUGGCCCCAAAAAUAUAACUAUUUUCUCAGGAAUGGAAAAUGGUAUUUGUCGGCGUGUUGGGCCUUGUCACGGCCGUGGUGAGCAUCGUCCACAACUGCAUGCUCUUCUACACCUUCAACACCAGCAAGGUAUUUAUUUUGAACUCUUUUGAUUGCUUUCCAAAAAUCGGACCGCUUUGAAGAAAAAUAUACCCCACAAACCCUUUAGAAGUACUUUUACCGACUCUUCAAAAAUUUUACGAUAUUACUCAUAAUUAAUAAUCACAAAACUCGUAGGUGCUCCGAAAACGGAACCUGAUCUACCUGAAGUGGAUCUCCGGCUGUGACGUCUUCUUCUCCCUCUGCUACAUCGCCAUCAUGUGUGUCCAGGUAAAAAGUUACAGCUGAAAAUAGAAGAAAAGAAGUUUUUGCCGUCAAUUAAAUGGAUUACGCGCGGGUUCGAACUCAAUCUUUGAAAGUGCAAAGAGAAGAAAAAAGUCAUGACGAUGUCGUUACGUGGGAAUUCUCGAUCUAUGAGAAUUUUUGGAGUUGUGUGGGUAAAAAGAGACGGGAACAAGUUCAAGAGGUUCAAGUUCUAGGAAGGUUCUUUUUCAGAAAAUAAACGCUAUAAAUGGACUUAUUAUCGCCAGAGUGGCCCCUUGAGUGACUACCUCAGAGCCACUUGAAGGUUCUCAUUUAGACAACGCCUUACCUCCCCUAUAGGGACCACUUGAAUUCUCUAGGGAUCAUUAUAUUGUCCCUAAUAAAGGCUGUUAUUUUUCCCUUUAGGGGUCCCUCUGGCGUUCCUGAGAUCUUUUCAAAAUCGAAAAGAUAUUUUUCACUAUUUUCCUAUUCCAAAGUUUUUUUUAUUCUUAUAUCUUCAGUUUUUAGUCUUUUUGCCAAGAUGACGUAGAAUUCAGAAAGGAUAGGAGUGUAGGUUGAUGCAUUCAUUCUCAGGUAGGGUCACAUGAAAGAAGUUAGACUUCUACAGCUUUUUUCACAAUUUUAAUAACUGAAACCUUGAUAAAAAUUAGUUACCACAUAACUGCGACCGACCCUAAACUACUUCUCUUCUGUGCUGCAAAAUAAAAUACCAUUCUAAAUUCAAGUAAACCGCUUCGCGACCGCGACGCGUUGAGCCAUUUUCUUUGACAUAAAGUUUUUGUAAUUUUUGAAGAAGAAGCUUAUGAUAAUACAUAUGGAAUUUUCGAAAAGAGCUUCAAUUUUUAGGUCUAUACGGACUUUUUCGAAUCGUUCCGACUGUUCGUCUGGUGGCAUAGCUACCUGAGAACGGCCUUCACCGUGUCACAUAUCACCUUGUCGGCGGCUUCUUUCCUUCUGAUGGCGGCGACCAUCGAACGAUACCUGCAGAGCACCGGAGAUAAUCGGUUAGUUUACCACCUGCUCGGAAACGCAUUGGAUUAGAUCUCAUCCCACUAAUCCGCGGAAGUUGCAGAGUAGGGGAGAAGCUAUUUGAGUGAUGUUUUUUAAUUUGAGACAAGAUUAUCCAUACUAGAUAUAGCGGGUGGACUACUGUAGGAAGAUCACUGGGGAAGUUUUUAGUGGCCCCUUUAGCGUUUUGACGUUUUAGUGGCCACUAUAGUAGUCAAAUUAGUGACCACUUGAGGGGUGGAAAGUUAGUGGCAACUAUAGAGAUCAAAGUGCUACUACUAGACCACUUAAAAUUCUAAUGGCCACUUUAGGGGUCAAUGGAUCAACAUAACUGGUCCAAUCUGUUUGUUUUUAUAUUAUCAGAGUUACUGGAAUACUGGAUAAAAACAUACUGAAGUGACCACUAAAUGGAGAAUCUCUAUAGUGGCCACUAGAACGGAAAAUAGAGGCCGCUAUAGAGGUGGGUUUAGUGGCCACUUUAGUGUUCUCUCCAAGUAGUCCUUGGCGAGCCUCUAUAGUGACCACUAAAAGUUUUCACAGAUCACAAUUUUUGAUUUUUUGAACUUUCACAUGUCGUUACUUCUUCCUUUUUUUUAGUUUUUUUUAAACAAAUCGCCAAAAACAUUAAUAUACGAUAAAGAAAUUAAAAAUUCCAGGUCGACCCAAUUAUUCCGACUUCUCGCCACCCACCGAGGCAUAGUCGUAUCACUCUGCUUUUUAGGAAGCUUAAUCUUCAGAGGAACCGUCUUUUUCGAAAUCAAGGUUUUUUUUUCGGAUUUGUUUCAAUGUUGAGUUUGAUUAUGAAGGUUGUCUACAACCACAAAUGCGAAGGUUUUUCGUCUCUGGGUCUGGCGGCAGUCCGAGUCUUUUCAAACCCGAUGGUCGACGUCGUCUGGCGGUUUUGGGUCCGGAAAAUCGUCACCGUCUUUUUGCCUUUCAUAGGUUAUUCAAAGCUCAAAGGAUUGUUGAAAUAAAUGAGGAUGAUUUCAGUUUUGGCCUAUUUCAACGCUCGAAUCGUGAUGAAUGUGAGGAAGACGGACCGAGAUCAGACCGUUAAAGCGCUCGUUCUUUUCAUCACCGUUGGAACCAGGUAAAAUAAUUUUCUUGAAGGGUUGAAGGAAAUUAAAAUAAGAGCUUAGAAAUCGAGGAUUUUCGGAGCCCAGAAAAAAAAGCUUUCGAAAGUAUGACAACGGGAAACUAUUAGAUUGUGUUAUUAACAAGUAAAAAAUUAAAUUCGCGAUUUAGAGGAAAUCCAAUACAAAAUAUUACUGAAUUUUCAAGAAGAUGUUCUUGGCAAGAUUAGCGAGAUAUUCCGCAAAAAUGAGAGAUCACAGAGAAACAGAAAAAUAAAUUCUUGAGGAGUUUAGUGUGAAAAAAAGUUGUAAAAUGGAAGAACCUUAAUUUUUUUCUAACGAAUAAAAAAAUUUUUUUCGAUUUCUGAUUUUUUUGCGUUUUUCGUUUUCAACCCACUUUUUUUAAUAAUUUUCUUCAUUUUUUUACGUUCCCCAACAAAAAAAUAAUAUUCAGUGAAUUUCACAUUUUUUUUCUGCUGUGUUAAUUUGAUUUUUAGAAAAACUAACAAAAACUGAUUUUUUUGUAAAAAAAUAACCGAUUUUUUUCUAGUAUUUAACACUAUAGUCCAUUGACUGUUGAGUUGCACAAAUGUGCUCUAACGAACUCGAAAUUUCGAUAAAAAGGCACUCUGUAACGGAAACCGUAAAAUCCAACGUUUCUGAGACUUUCUAGUAGUCACUGUAGCGGCGUCAGUACUCUUAAGUGAUUACUUGAAAACUUGGCUUAUAUAAAUGCUCAAGAACGUUUGGGAAAUGUCCAGUUUACGUUACGGAGUUCGUGGAAGUAUAAAAAGAUUUUUUUAAAGUUCUUGUUCGCUAAAGCGCAUUUGUAAAUUUUAUUAAAGAAUUCACUCUGCAAUUCAACAUAAACUAACAAAACUAACCAAUCCGAAGCCAAUUAACCAAUAUUUCAGCCCACUUGGAAACUGCGAAAGGUAACAAAAUGAUUGAUUUGCAACUAAUUCUCCACCUUUCUUUUCGUUGAACCCUCGGAAAAAACUCUUUCAGUUUUCGAAUUCCUUCCUUUUCUUGUCUCUAUCAUGUCCUUUUCUCGCUACUAACUAUUCUCUUUCUUCUUAACCUUUUUGCUGUUUUUCCUUUCGGAUCGAACCUCUGAGUUUCGCAUGAGGAUCUUGUUUUUUGGCGUUCUUUAAGCUUACAGCUUUUUUUUUCAAAUAAGUUUUUUUGCGGCUUAUAUUGAGUUUUUAUUUUACAAACCAAAUUUUUAAGUUUCCUGAGCUUCUGAAAAUUUUUAAAAGCGAUUAUUUGAACUGUUGAAUUAUUAGGGACGUUUUUAAAGUACGGACACUAUUUGAAAAAGUAGCUUAUCCUGGGAAUGAUAUGAUAUGGAUGUCAGUUAUUCUCAAAAAAAAGUUUUUUGAAUGAAAUUUGACUUUUUUCAAUUUUACCUGAGUAUUUUCACGUAUUGAGAAGGUGGUUUUUCAAAAAAAAAAACUGAAAAAUUGGACAGCAGUUUUGCAAAUUUUUGAAUCGAAAUUGAAUAUUUUGAACUUCUAUUUUUGCGUUUUUCGAUGUUCCAUGUACUAACACGACGUUUCAAAACUCCCAUAAUUAUUUCUAGAAAAAAAUUGUUUAUUACUAUCGAAAUUUUCACCCAAAAAAAUAGACUUUUAGGUAAUAGAUGUUCAUACCUCAAAAAUCACUUUUUUCUCCAUUCAUUCAUUUAUUUUUAUUCUCUUCUCCUUCUGCAAAGCUUGUUGACAUCCGCAAGACUCCCGCAACGUUCCCCGAUUUAAGAUCCGACGCUCAGAUGUACUUCCGGAGAUUAUUCAAGUAUGGAGUGUGCAAAAAAGCCAAAAAAAAAGAAGCACACGCCACGUUUUCCACACCAAUCCGAUCCACGAAUGUUCCUUUUUUAUUUCUUUCUGUUUGGAAAUGCAAGUUUUUUUGCGAGAGAUACAAGCACUGUGAGAAUAUUAUCAAUUGCACCGGUUUGAUCAGAAUUUCCUUAUCUGUUUCGUGGAAUGAAUGGAUGAGUUUUCAGAGGAGAGGUGACGAGGCUGAGGUCGCGUCUGAGGGCCGUCACCCGGAUGUUGGUCCUCGUUGUUACCUGUUACCUGGUGGCCAACAUUCUCGACGUCAUCAUCGCUUUCUGGGAGGUUUGUUUGAGGAGAAGAAACUCACUAAAAGCUAAAAAUUAAAGGGUAAAAAGCAAAAAGUUGAAUUUUGAAGAUGAAAGUCAGAAAAAGCUCGGAAUAAAGCUCAACUUCAACAGAUUUCGAGAAGAGAAAAAGCUUGUAGUGAAAGUGAAAAUUGGCGGGAAAAAUCUGAAGCCGAUUUUUUUGAAAAAUUUUUUUAGACAUAAAUUUGGUUCAAGUUUUCGGAGUAAGGUUAAAAUGAAAAGUUUGUAGAAGCUCCAAAUUAAUGUGAAAAGUUUUGAGGGAAUAAAAUUUGUAAUAAAACUUGAAUUCAUCGAGUUUCGAGAAGAAAAAACUUUGGACAAAGCUAAAAUUGACGAAUAAAAGUCUAAAAAUCAGAGUUUUUGAAGAUUUUUUUGAGACUGAAAAGAAGCUUUAUCUCUUCAUGAAAAACCGAGACUUUCUUUCUAAGACAAGAAUUUCGAUACUUGAAGGUUUUUUUCAUGAUAAUCCGCGUUUAAUAGACUGAAAAUUAUAAAGUCUUGAAUUAUGAGUAACAAAAAAAAUACUUUUUUUAUCAUGAAGUAAAAUGUUCUAGAAUUCAAAGAUCACAAACGUUAGAUAAAAACUUUCGAAAAAAAUCUUGUUCCGCUCUUGAAACUUAUUCUAACCUGUGGAUGAUCAAGAUUCUUUCAAAAAAGAUUGAAAAUUUUCCAGACGAUCGACCUCGACUCCCUGAUGCUCGAUAAUGCUGGGGUCUAUGCAAUUCUGGCCGACAUUUCCUCGUUUCUUCCGAUUUUGGCCUGCGCCUUGAGGCUUCCCAUCUACGCCAUCAACGAUCGACAGAUCCGCACUGAGGUCAUUUUUCGAUUGACUGCGAAAAUUUUCAGUGACCCUUAGAGGGUUUUGACGUUUUAGUGGCCACUAUAGCAGUCAAUUUAGUGGUCACUUGAGGGGUUAAAAAUUAGUGGCCACUAUAGAAGUCUAAGCGCUACUACUAGACCACUAAAAAUUUUAGUGGCCACUUUAGGGGUCAAUGGAUCAACAUAACUGGUCCAAUCUGUUUGUUUUAAAAAUAUCAGAGUUACUGGAAGGAGUACUGGAUGAAAAACUACUGAAGUGGCCGCUAAAAAGAGACCUCUAUAGUGGCCACUAAAACGGAAACUAGUGGUCACUAUAGAGGUGUGAUUAGUGGCCACUUCAGAGUCCUCUCCAAGUAGUCCUGACGGAUUUUCAGGAAGUUCCUUUCAAAUUCUUAAAAUUUAUGAUUUUUGAAUCCAAUCUUAUGAAUGGACUAUUAAAAAACUGAAAAAAAUGCGAAACUAUGUCCUUUGAAACUUGCAUCCCUUUGUUCAGUACCCCAAAGACUGUCCCAUCAAACUUUCAGAAAAUUUUUCGGAGCUCAAUAACCUUCAUGAAAGCCUCAAAGAUCGAAAACCCGUUUCAGGUCCGACGCAAGUUCAACGACCUCCUGAGCCGACUCUGCGGCUGUUGUCCGGCCGCCGAAUGCGACGCCCGUCUCCGGAAAAAGCUCUACGACGUGCCUCAAAUCGAGGCCGAACGUCUCUGUCCGUAUUCGGCCAAAAGCAGCGACGCCACCGCCACGCCGAAACUCGAGGUCGGCUCAAAAUUGCUUAUUUCAAUUCUAAUCAACCUCAAAAAUCAAUUAAAACUACAAGUUCAACCUUAUAGAGUGAAAUGGUGCAGCUUUGGACCGGAAGAGUCUGAAAAUUGUUUUUAUUCCCUUUUUCCAUCACAAGGUAAAGCGUGAACUGGCUUAGAAAGUGUGUGAAACUCCUUUUUUUCCGUUUUGUCUUUUUUUUUGUGUUUCUUAGCUUUUGUUAUUGAUUCCGUACCGUUUUGAGGAGUAAGAAUAUGUGAUCGUGAUGGUAGAAAUCUCAAAAAUAUCAAAUUUUGGCAUUUUUUAAUUAUUUUUUCCCUAUUUUGGACGAGAAAACUAUGCAAAUUUGAAUCUACAGUAAACUUAAUACAGUAAUUUUCAUACUCAUUUCAUUUUUUUUAAAAGUUUGUUCUAGUCUCAAACCAAGUUUUAACCGUAAAUUCCUAAAAAAUAGACAUCCAAGUGUUUUGAAAGAACGAAAACUACAGUAGCCUUGUUACAGUAGUUGUGAAGUCCCUCUCAAACAUUUCUAGUCCCAGCGAGAGUUCACUUGCUUGGAGAGACGCCAGAGAAAGAAAAGUGCUCUAACUUCUCUGACGUCUCUUCAUGCGAUGAUACUCUCUCGCUUUGUCCCACCCACACUUUGAAAAAACAACUUUUCCCAUAACAAGUUAGCCACCCACGUGUGUUUGCACAAUUAGUUUCCAGCUACAGUAAUCUCAAUUACAGUAUGCUUUUUUUCAGAUCCGAGCCUACGGUAUGGGAUCGCUGAUCAUGGCGCGAGCUUCGCUUUCCACCAAAGAAGUCUACGAAAUCGAACAAUUUCGUGAUGCCAUCCAUGUUUGA